AUGGAGAACAAGGCCAGCCAGAAGCCUAAAAAAGCCAAAGAUCCGUCUACUAGACGGCGCAAGCCUAGAAGAACAAACAAACCUAAUCAAGGACAGACAAAUCAGGUUAAUCAGACAGAAACUAGUGAUAAACCGUUAGUAACCAAUCGUCGGACGAAUUCUCGUCAUGCACAGGAUGCCGACAGAAAGAUAGCAGGACCAUCAAAAGCUGUUGGAAAGGAUAAGCUCACAGAUAUACAGGAAAAAGGAAAAGCCUUUUCAAAAAAUGGCAAAACUGCCAGAAUGUCAAAGGAAGCAAAGGACGAAAUACGCCGAGUUCAGCAUGUUUUGGGUGAACAAAACUUCAAAGUUUUCAAGAAGAGCAAAAACAGUACGACAUAUGGGCUAGUGAUGCCUCAUUUCUUCACUUCAGAGCAUUACACUCUUGUGGCAACUAUUCCCUUCACAUAUCCUCAGCAGCCGGUCAAACUUGACCCCAAGGAUAACCAAGGAAAAGAAGUAACAUACGCACAGGAACUAGUAAACCUCGUCAAUAAUUUCAACAGCAAAGCGCAUGAAAUGUCUUCUAGAAAACAGCAUUUGUUAUCUCAGUUCAAUUAUCUGCUGACGCAGUGGCCUAUUCUAAGCAGUCCUAAUUACAGACAAAAAGAUCGGCUAUACAAGGAAUUCCUAACAGAGUGCAAUUAA
This is a messenger RNA of Lachancea lanzarotensis, 687 nucleotides long. RefSeq names its product LALA0S01e18844g1_1 (gene SMU2). The record is from RefSeq and is a predicted model, not a curated record. Lineage: Eukaryota; Fungi; Ascomycota; Saccharomycetes; Saccharomycetales; Saccharomycetaceae. The transcript has a single exon. Bases 1 to 687 code for a protein of 228 amino acids.